GAGGCACCAAGCCUUUUAUCAACAGCUCAUGUUUGCAAAAGUUUAUCUUUUGAGUAAAUAAUCAUCAAAAUCAAUCCAUGCGAGCCCCGUCAGCAGCUAUUAUCGCCGGUAGGCGAAGAAGGCACAUCUCCUCUCUGCUUUCCAGAAGUUUCAGCUUGUGCUGCCAUCGACUCAUGGCACAUGAAGGUGAUCUCGAUGCAACCCAACGAAGACUACUAGAAGAACAAUGUAUUUUAGUCGAUACAGAUGACAACGUUCAAGGGUGUGCGACCAAGCGAGAAUGCCACCUCAAGGAAAACAUCGUCGAGCAGGGAUUGCUGCAUAGGGCGUUCAGCGUUUUCUUAUUCAAUUCCAAGGGAGAUCUGCUCAUUCAGCAGCGAGCCGACACGAAAAUAACAUUCGCUGGUUUAUUCACAAAUUCGUGUUGCAGUCAUCCCCUUUACGUAGAAUCAGAAAUGGAAGAAAACGAAUGCUUAGGUGUGAAAAGAGCUGCUAGAAGGAGAUUAGAAUACGAGCUUGGGAUACCCCAGAAAGAAGUGAUCCUUGACGAUUUUCAAUUUCUCACCCGUAUCCAUUACAAAGCAUCUUCCGACAAGAUCUGGGGCGAACAUGAGAUUGACUAUGUUCUUUUCAUACAGAAAGACGUUACACUUGCCCCAAACUUGAAUGAAGUACAGCUGUGUGAAUACAUGAGUCAAGGGCAAGUCCGCCGAUUACUUUCUGACUCAAAACAAGAUGACAAAGUAAAAGUGACACCAUGGUUCAAGUUAAUUGGAAAGGAUCAUCUGUUCCACUGGUGGAACAAUUUAGGGAAUCUAAAAACCUUGCAAGAUCACUCCACUAUUCAUAGGAUGUAAUUGUUCUUACUUGCUUUUUUAUUAAAUUUGAAUAUCUCUCAUAAUUAUCUUUCUGUAUGCUAUAGUGGAAAUAUAAAGUGGAAAAAGUAGAAUCAAGUAUAUAUUAUGAAAUCCAAUUUGUUAUAUGUAUGCUCAAAAUUGUAAUAACAUUUUUCAAAUUUGCAUACAAAAUUCACUGGAACACAACAUUUAUAGAGUUUAAGCAGAUAAGAAAUAUGGCACCAAAAUUUGCAAUAUAUUUAUGACUUCUGAACCAGAUUACCUAAAAUAUGUUACAUAAGCUAUAUAUUUUAUUUGCUUUGGAAUAGGAAAUAUAAUCAAAUGUUUGUUUUGUCUUCUUAGUUUCACUAUUGAGCUAGUAACAUAGGAGGAAAUAAGUGUCACUGAUAUGAAAACACUAAUUAAAUUACAGCAUUUGAAAUGUUCCCUGGGCCCUAUUGUAGUCUUCUCAAAACACUCUGUCUGCAAGGGAUCAAGAAGUACAAGUGCUAUCAAUAACAAGAUAAAGCCAAAAUCUAACUUUAUCAGAUAAGCUUAAUUAAAACUCA
Molecule: messenger RNA, 1405 nt
Organism: Nematostella vectensis (starlet sea anemone)
Lineage: Eukaryota; Metazoa; Cnidaria; Anthozoa; Actiniaria; Edwardsiidae
Product: isopentenyl-diphosphate Delta-isomerase 1
Exons: 1
Coding region: 78-857 (259 amino acids)
Biological process (GO): isopentenyl diphosphate biosynthetic process; isoprenoid biosynthetic process
Cellular component (GO): cytoplasm
Molecular function (GO): isopentenyl-diphosphate delta-isomerase activity
Source: RefSeq, a predicted model, not a curated record